AUGGGAAUGGCUUCGACCAGAAUAAUGUGCGGCGGCGGCAGCGACGUCGGCGGAUGGAAGAAGACGCGUCACACACGUCUCCCCAUCAAAAACCGCAACGCCAAGAGGGCUCGCCAACAAAUGAACGACCUCUCCGUUGCUCGGCGGUUGGUCUGUCCUGAGAGCAAUGGGAAGGAUGAGACAUGUGUGCCAGAGCCUGAGCGCACGUGCGUGUGCCGCCGCCGCCGUCGACAACAACCAUUUCGUUCGUAAGGCUUGUAAAGGCUACAUGACGAACUGA
This is a messenger RNA of Caenorhabditis auriculariae, 280 nucleotides long. The record is from the annotation of a GenBank genome assembly. Lineage: Eukaryota; Metazoa; Nematoda; Chromadorea; Rhabditida; Rhabditidae.